This is a messenger RNA of Orbicella faveolata, 2990 nucleotides long. RefSeq names its product putative ATP-dependent RNA helicase DHX35. Gene Ontology annotation, molecular function: RNA binding; helicase activity. The record is from RefSeq and is a predicted model, not a curated record. Lineage: Eukaryota; Metazoa; Cnidaria; Anthozoa; Scleractinia; Merulinidae. Gene Ontology annotation, cellular component: intracellular anatomical structure; catalytic step 2 spliceosome.
GUCACCUCUGAAGAGCAUGCGCAAAAUUUUCGUUCCCUCGACUUAACAUUCAAGAUGGCGGCGAACGCGGCUCAAAGUUUGAAACCACGUUUUUGGAAGCCAGAUACGGAAAAACCUAAUAGCGUUAUUGCGACCGAAAGGCCUAUAAGUGGUGAUGAUACUUCUGAGUCAGCGAUCUAUAAUCCUAACAGCUCCCUGUCUAUCACCCUUCAAAGACAGAGGCUGCCAAUUUUCAUGCACAGAACAAACAUUUUGUAUCUGCUAGAGAAAUACGAGACUGUCAUUGUCGUAGGAGAGACAGGCUGCGGAAAAUCGACGCAGAUUCCACAGUAUUUGCACGAGAGUGGUUGGACAGCUGGAAAAUGGAAAGUUUGCAUAACACAACCUCGUAGAGUUGCAGUUGUUACUGUAGCAACCAGGGUAGCAGAGGAGAGAGGGUCAUUUGUGGGAGAAGAAGUGGGUUAUUCAAUUCGAUUUGAUGACUGCUGUAAUCCAGAAAGAACACGCAUGAAAUUUGUAACAGAUGGUGUGCUACUGAGAGAGACAAUGAGUGACCCGCUGUUGUCGCAGUACAGUGUGAUCAUGUUAGACGAAGCACAUGAGAGAACGCUGCAUACUGACAUUAUGAUAGGGCUCUUAAAGAAGAUUAAGAAAAAGCGAAAAGAUCUCAGGAUCAUCAUUUCAUCAGCCACGCUUGAUGCAGAGAUGUUUAGAGAUUUUUUCAACACCAACAUCACCAGUGAUCGUAGCAAGGACACUGCUGCAAUACUGUCGGUGAAAGGGCGUUCCUAUCCUGUUGAUAUACACUACACCCUAAGCCCUGUUCCUGAUUACUUAAAAGCAACAGUUGAUACUGUCAUGGGUAUACACAAGGAGGAACCUCAUGGUGACAUUCUUGCAUUUGUUACUGGUCAAGAAGAAGUCGAAACUGUGGUCUCACAGUUGAUUGACAGAGCCAGAGCCUUGCACAAAGGGUCACAAUAUCUCAAAGUACUUCCCAUGUUCAGUGGCCUUCCACACACAGAGCAGAUGCUUGUUUUCAAGCCAACUCCACACAACACUAGGAAGGUGGUAGUUGCGACAAACAUUGCAGAAGCCUCUAUCACCAUAAAUGGAAUAGUGUAUGUCGUUGACUGUGGUUUUGUGAAGCUGCGAGCUUAUUCUCCAAAAGUGGGAGUGGAAAGUUUAGUUGUAGUACCAGUGUCACAAGCAUCAGCGAAACAGCGUGCUGGCCGAGCAGGCCGUGUGAGAUCAGGAAAGGUAUACAGGCUGUACACAGAACUAGACUUCCUUGCUCUCAAACCCUCUACAGUGGCUGAAAUGCAAAGAUGCAACAUGGCCUCAGUUAUGCUGCAAUUGAAGUGUUUGGGAAUUGAUAACCUGCUUCGUUUCAACUUCCCAGCUCGUCCUCCUGCACAGAGCAUGAUCCGUGGGCUGGAGCUGUUGUAUGCAUUAGGAGCAGUCGAUCAACAUGGAAAGCUGGUUGAUCCAUUGGGAACAAACAUGGCAGAAUUUCCCACUGAUCCAAUGAUUGCCAAAAUGCUUCUGUCAUCAGGUGAUUUUGGUUGUUCAGAGGAAAUCCUGACAAUUGCCGCCAUGCUUCAGAUCCAGAACAUCUUCCUCGCCCCUAGCAGACAGAAAGCUGCAGCCGACAAUGCCAAGAGGAAAUUUUCUGUUCAUGAAGGAGACCAUGUUACCCUAUUAAAUGUCUAUGAGGCCUUUGUUAAGUACAAGAAGAGCUCAAGGUGGUGUCAUGAGAACUUCCUGAACUACAAGGGUCUGUGUCAUGCCCUUAAAAUUCGAGAGCAGUUCAAAAAACUUCUCUUGCAAUUUAAAGUUCCACUAGUGUCUUGUGACGGUGAUGUUGAUUCAAUUUGCCAGUGUGUCGUAAGUGGAUUCUUCGCUAAUGCUGCUCGAUUACAUCCAUCAGGGUCUUAUCGCACGGUGCGAGAUGACCACCCAUUGUACAUCCACCCGACGUCAGUUCUUUAUACUGAAACACCACCACAGUGGGUGGUGUACCAUGAAGUGCUUCAGACUUCCAAGGAAUACAUGCGGGAUGUCACUGCAAUUGAUCCAUCAUGGCUGUACACGCUGGCUCCUCAAUACUAUGAGUUUGGAACUGAACGAGAGAUUGCGGCUAAGAGAGCCAAACAUAUCUAAAUGAACAAAGGCUUUCACCUAGGACUAUUUUGACUAUGAUUAGCUUUCUAAUUUUUAAGAGCUACUACUAACAGUGAUACCCAAUUCAACCAGCUAUGCUUAAUAAACAGGAUUCUUAACUAAAAUAAUCAAUGAAUCUUUUGUUCAGGCUACAAAGUGGCUGUGUUAUUUCGGUGGUCUCAAGUUGGGGGCUCCGCUGUGUGCAACAGAACUUACCUUUGCGUUUGAAUCAGUUUUAUCUCUAUAGCAACUAUCUACUUUCUCUUCUACCUUCCAAGCUGAAACUUUAUCAGUAUCAUGUUUUAUUGUAUGGCUUGUUUUUGUGGCCGAUAUAAUGCAUGCGCUGAUUGGGCAACUUUAAGACAUUAUUCUCGCGUAAUGCCGACGGGCAGAUUGCAAGCAUGCAAAAACAAAGCAAACAGCCACAUAAUAAACAACUUAUUAGGGUGGAACAUUCUGUCUUAACAGAAAAAUCUCAAACCAAGACCUUACCAUAAUGACUGAGCAAGCAAACCCAAAAAGAAAGAAGAGAGUGAAACACCAUUAUCCAUUCUUUUUGGACCUUUUCACCAUAACUUUGCCAGUGCAUGUGAAAAAAGACCAACUUCACACUUGUUAAUUGAUGCAAUACUUAUUAUUCUGAGAUUUUUAAAACCAAAUAAUUUACUGAAGAAGAUAACUUUAUUCUCAUAUAGCUGCUAUUCAACGAUAUUAUAUAUACAUGGCAAUCAACUUCGCAAUUCUUUAACAAAUGAUCCAAAUAGUGAGAAGUAAUCAAGUGCGUUACAAUAUUAACCAAUAAAAUGUUGAUCAAAAUAUUCUGCAAA